Molecule: messenger RNA, 966 nt
Organism: Oikopleura dioica
Lineage: Eukaryota; Metazoa; Chordata; Appendicularia; Copelata; Oikopleuridae
Source: the annotation of a GenBank genome assembly
AUGCUAAAUAGAUUUAUUCGUCGUAACAUCUUCACAUACACUAUGCCAUUUUACGCAGUCGCAAAAGGCAAAAAUCCUGGAGUUUAUCUAACAUGGGCAGAAUGUCAAGCAAAUGUGAAUGGCUUCAGUGGCGCGAAAUUUAAGAAGUUUCCAGAUCGAUUGGCAGCUUCAGACUUUGUCAAGAAAUUCGGAAGUGGAACAUCAACGGAAGAUUCAGUCAAAGAAGAACGAGUUGAUAAGGAGAAUGAUAUUCUUAGCACUUCCCAACGGAAAAAUGGUCCUUCGAAGAGAAAAGGAGAUGCGAAACCAAAUUUUAACCAGUUCAAAAAAUCGAAGAACGAUGAUAAAAAGUCUGAUUAUCCAGAAGGCAAGAGUGACAAAGAUGCCGAUUAUGAGCCCUACAACACACUUAAAGAGACAGAAGACGGAUAUUUGCUGAAAAAAGACGGCGAAACAUAUGUGGUUUACACAGACGGCGCCUGCCCGGGCAAUCAAAACAAGAAGGGGCUACGCUUCAGCGGGUCAGGUGUUUGGUGGGGCCCGGCGAAAGCGGAUUCCAUCCCGAACGACCGCUUUGAAAAUGAAUACUCGACGAACAAUUUUGGCGAGGCAAGGGCCAUCCUCGCCGCUGUCAAGCAUGCGAAAGAAAAGGGGUUCAAAAAAAUCGAAGUGCGGACGGACUCGAAAUUCUGCAUCAGCGCCCUGGACGUCUGGAUAAUCAAGUGGAAGCGAUUUGCGAAGGAUGGAAAGUGGACUAAGUACGACAAGAGCCCAAUUAUCCACCAGGAAAUCUUCCAGAAAAUAGACGACAUCCGGAGAAACUUUGUGGACAUUGAAUUCAGACACGUCAAGGGCCACAAUGGAGAACUCGGCAAUGAAAAAGCAGAUAAGCUGGCUGUUAAAGCUGCAGAAGAGCACAAGAAACUGUACAAAAUUUACAUGGAAGAGUUUUCAAAAGACAUGUGA